Molecule: messenger RNA, 756 nt
Organism: Blepharisma stoltei
Lineage: Eukaryota; Ciliophora; Heterotrichea; Heterotrichida; Blepharismidae
Source: the annotation of a GenBank genome assembly
AUGAAAAAAGGCAAUGUUCCUCAGCCAGCUGCUAAGAAGCCAGCUCCUGCAAAAUCAGCUGUCAAAGCUCCUUCUAAGUCUUCAGCUCAAAAAGAGCCUCCUGCCAAGUCUGCAGGAAAAGUCUCUGCAAGUCCAUCUCAACCAGAUCCAAAACCAGCCAAAAAAGCAGGGCCACCUUCCAUCACAGACAACAUUGGAAGUCUAUUUGGAUCCUACUGCAACCAAGCUCAUACAGAAAUUGAUUUUGAAGGUUUACAACGCCUCUGCGAUGAUUUACGAAUCAAUCCGAUGACUGAUGUUGAACUUCUUGCAUUUGUUUGGAAAUGCCAAAUCAAGCAAGCAGGAACGAUAUCUCAGGAAGAGUUUACUAAUGGGAUGAACGCUAUAAGAGCUGACUCAUUGAGCACUUUAAAAACUAGGCUUAAUGCGCUGAGAGAUUUCGCAAGAGACCCAUUUCAGAAUGACUUCAGAAAUUUUUUUAGGUUUGUCUUUGAUUUAACAAAAGAGCCAGGAGCUAGAAAUAUUGAUGCAAAUGAUGGGAUUUCGCUGUUAAAUUUAUUAUUAACUCCUCACUUCAGGUGGAUGCCAAGAUUUAUCGAAUUUUUAGGAACAAAACAGCAGAAGUUUCUGAAUUUAGAUCAAUGGAUGGGAAUUCUUGAAUUUUGCAAGAAAAACCCAAGCAGCUUUGAUAGCUACAACCCUGAAGACCCAUGACCAGUUCUAAUCGACGAGUUUGUGACCUGGACCCGACAAUAG